Psilocybe cubensis is the source of this 2028-nucleotide messenger RNA. RefSeq lists its product as uncharacterized. The record is from RefSeq and is a predicted model, not a curated record. Lineage: Eukaryota; Fungi; Basidiomycota; Agaricomycetes; Agaricales; Agrocybaceae. The transcript is spliced from 2 exons. The coding region runs from base 1 to 2028 and encodes 675 amino acids. Gene Ontology annotation, molecular function: flavin adenine dinucleotide binding; oxidoreductase activity, acting on CH-OH group of donors.
AUGCGUGCAAUGGGGUGCUUCAAAGGUUCCUUGUCCUGUUUAUCCUUCAUCUACUUUCUGUGUUGGCACCUCCUGUAUGUCAAUGCAGCCUCAAUAAACCAACGAGAACCCCGUGCCGCUAAUGAUUCGUCUACCAAUACAUGGGAUUAUAUCAUAGUUGGGUCUGGCCCUGGCGGGGGUCCGCUGGCUGCUCGACUAGCUCAAGCAGGUUUUUCUGUCCUGUUGGUUGAUGCCGGAGACGAUAAUGGUGACGACGAUUUUGUUCGGGUGCCUGCGUUGAACGCCCAGGCUUCCGAGUAUACGCCAAUUCACUGGCAAUUUUUUGUCUCGCACUACGAUGACCCUGCAACAGCCCAACGCGACUCAAAAUUUACCUGGAAGCAACCCGAUGGUCGUUUCUUUGUUGGCCCAAAUCCUCCUGCUGGAAGCGAACCUCUUGGGAUUUACUAUCCCAGGACAGGAACCUUGGGUGGGUGUGCGGAACACAAUGCCAUGGUGAUGAUAUAUCCUGCUGAAAGCGACUGGAAUAAUAUUGCGACCAUCACUGGAGACUCAUCGUGGAGUGCUGCCAAUAUGCGUCAAUUCUGGGAGAAAUUAGAAAACAACCAAUAUGUCUUGCCGGGAACAUCGGGCCAUGGAUUUGCUGGUUGGCUUGACACCUCGCUCACCAGCCUCAAUCUUGUUCUCAAGGACACGAAAGUGUUGAGUCUUGUGCAAGGCGCUGCCACCGCGAUGGGUCAAGGUCUACUCGGCAGUUUAUUAUCAACACUCAGCGGCUUAGCCCAAGUCCUGAUUACGGAUCUCAACAACGACUCACCUACACGAGAUACAACUACAGGACUUUACCAGGUUCCUAUUUCUGUUUCCAACGGACCCAAGACGCGUUCGAGCCAACGUAAACUAAUAUUGGACACCGCUAAUGCCGUAAAUGCGGACGGCAGCAAACAAUUCAAACUCGACAUUGAACUCAAUACCCUUGUGACGCGGGUUAUCUUCGAUACCAACUCCACUUCUGGGACUCCCCGUGCAAUAGGUGUGGAGUAUCUCCAGGGAAGCCACCUAUACCGAGCCGAUCCAAAUUCUGACGGGGCGAAUCCAACUGGCUCCGGGACUUUCUUCGCCAAUCGCGAAGUAAUUUUGUCGGGAGGAACAUUCAACACUCCACAGCUCUUAAAGCUUUCUGGUAUCGGUCCAGCUGAUGAACUCUCUCAGUUUGAUAUUCCUGUCGUGCUCGACUCGCCCGCGGUCGGCACCAACAUGCAGGACAGAUACGAAGUCGGCGUUGUUGGCUCAGCAGACAGCGGCUUUGUUGAUCUAGCUGGCUGCACAUUCCUCAACACCACGGAUGAUCCCUGCUUCAUUCAAUGGCGCGAUAAUUCGCUUGACCACGGUCUAUACGCAUCCAAUGGGUACGCGUUAGGCAUUGUGCAGCAAACAAGCGUCUCUGCACCGACGGAGGCCGAUAUUAUUAUUGCAGGUGUACCAGCGAACUUCCAUGGCUAUUUCCCUGGCUACUCAAAUCGCACAAACGCCGACAGUCGGCACUGGACGUGGUUGGUGCUCAAAGCUCAUAGUCGGAAUAACGCAGGCACAGUCACCCUUCGAUCGAGUGACCCAAGGGAUACUCCUCAGAUCAGCUUCAAGAGUUAUACAGUGGGCGGGGAUCUUGACGCGCAAGCGUCGUUCGAAGGCGUGCAGCUUGCUCGGAAGAUGUUCAAAUCUGCACUUCCACUUGACGGUUUUUUCACUGAAGAGAUCCCCGGGCCAGCCAUUCAAAGCGAAGCUGACGUGAAGCAAUGGAUUAGGGACGAAGCCUGGGGUCAUCACGCAAGUUGUUCAGUUCCCAUUGGCGCAGAUGACGACAUAACAACUUCUGUGCUGGACUCGAAAUUCCGUGUCAAAGGUGUCUCGGGCCUUCGAGUUGUGGACGCCAGCGUGUUUCCAAACAUUCCUAGUCUCUACAUCGUUGCCGCAGUCUACAUGAUAUCUGAAAAAGCGGCCGCCACUAUCAUCCAGGACGCUCAAUGA